Molecule: messenger RNA, 2861 nt
Organism: Clupea harengus (Atlantic herring)
Lineage: Eukaryota; Metazoa; Chordata; Actinopteri; Clupeiformes; Clupeidae
Product: complement C2
Biological process (GO): proteolysis; complement activation; response to bacterium
Cellular component (GO): extracellular region; extracellular exosome
Molecular function (GO): serine-type endopeptidase activity
Source: RefSeq, a predicted model, not a curated record
UGCUGCAGUCUAGGCAGGGACGUCAACACUGGCAGAGGAUUGCUCUAAACACAGACUAGCCGUGAAUAUGUUCAGUGUCCUUCUGUGUUUCAUCUUGCUGCACACCACUUUCACUGAAGAUUAUUAUGACUAUGGACCACCUGACUGUUCGACAUCCGAGUCCAUCACAGGAGGCGAUGUUGAAUACUCCGACGGGGGAAAUGAUUUAAGUGUCCUCACGUAUAAGUGCCCGCCUGGCUCUGUGCCCUACCCAGUGAGCUCUAGAACCUGUUCAGAUGGACAAUGGUCCAAAUCAGCCAGUGGGAACUCUGUUGUUGCUGAGUGCAAAAAUCUGAAGCCAGACUAUGAUGUGGAUUAUGAGGAAGAAGAGAUGAACUGUUCCCUCUCGGAGACCCUCAGCAAAGGCCAAGUGUCCUACUCUAAUGGGGGCAUGAAGGGCAGCGUGCUGACAUACACGUGCCCAGACAACUUCACCCCUUACCCAGUCAGCCAGCGCGUGUGUGGGGCAGAUGGCGAGUGGACUUCUAUGAGACAGCCCGGUGGGAGGGCUCUGUCGCGGGCUGUAUGUAAAGAAAUAUUGUGUCCGGCUCAGAUGCAGCUAGAUAAUGGGGAGAUAUGGCCCCGGCCGCAGUGGUCCAAAGUUGGGGAGAAUCAGACAUUCUCCUGUCACAGUGGCUUCACCUUGCAAGGUUCAGAUGAGCGGGUGUGCACCGCAUGGGGCGCGUGGACGGGUGAAACGCCGAUAUGUGAUGAUCAGGGGGACGAUUGCACCAAUCCUGGUGUCCCACCAGGGGGCCGGCGAUCAGGAAACCACUUUCAGAUUGGGGACAAGGUCCAGUACAGAUGUGAACUGAAACUAGACCUGCUGGGCAGCGCUGAAAGAGUGUGUCUAGAGUCCAGGGAGUGGAGUGGUGCACCGGUCCGCUGUCAGGCUUGGUAUGGCUUUGAUUCUCCCAACACAGUGGCCCAAGCUAUGGGAGGAUCCUUGUCAUCUCUCAUGGACUAUUCUUCUCCCGAGUUUAAAAAGAAAGCCCAGUCUUAUGCGAGGACUAUCCAAAUACAAAAGGGACGUCUAAAUGUAUUUAUCCUGAUGGACAGCUCCGGCAGCAUCAGUGAGGAGAACUUUGAAGAGGCAAGGAGUGCAGUUGCCAGCCUCAUCGGCAAGCUGGACAGUUAUGAAGUCACCCUGAAAUUCCACAUCAUCUCCUUCGCCAGCACAGCCAAAGUGAUCGUGGGCAUUACCCAACAUAACAGUGACCAAACGUCUCAAGUUCUGAAGAAACUUGAGAAUUUUAAAUAUGAAAGUCAUGAAGGAAAAACAGGAACCAACCUUCACAGUGCACUGAAGAAUGUUUAUGAACACUUGUCAUUGCUCAAAACCAGGCCUGCAUUUAAUGAAACACCAAAUGUUAUUCUCAUUACAACAGAUGGGCAAUCAAACACAGGAGGCAGUCACAAGGCCAUACAACACCAAAUUCGUGACUUGUUUAAUUAUACUACGCUUGCAGAUCAAACAGAGGAGAACCUCCUUGAUGUGUAUGUGUUUGGUGUCGGACCAAGCGUGAACAAGAAGGAGCUCAAUGAUCUUGCAUCCAAAAAGAGGGACGAAGAACAUGUGUUCAUUCUGAAGGACUAUAAACAGCUCGGAAAGGUCUUCAACAAAAUGAUCAGUGACAAGGCAGUGACCAUGUGCGGUGUGGCGAGAGAGGAGGAAGAGGGUAGAAGAGACUCAGCAGAGACAAGGCCUUGGCAUGUUAUUGUCAACUGGGAAGGAAGUGCCUGCCAGGGCUCUCUGCUGUCUCCAUCAUGGGUCCUCACUGCAGCCCACUGUCUGACUAAACCCACAGUGGAUGGUGGCAAUAAAACUGCUGAUGCUAAGGAUGUAACCGUUACAAAUGGGAUGAAUGAAAUAGUGAAGGCAGCAAUCGUAUCCAUACACCCGCAAUACAACGUUCAAAGGCUUCGGUUGAAGAAUGUGAAAGAGUUUUAUGACUAUGACAUUGCCUUAAUAAAAAUGGAGAGAAAAAUAUCAGCCUCAUACAAGACAAGGCCCAUCUGUUUACCCUGCACUGUACCUUCAAGUCGAGCUCUGAAAAUGCUCAAUUCCACCUGUGCCCAGCAUGAGAGUGCUCUCCUUGGUCAGAGCGAGACACAGGCUCACUUCAUGAGUAAGACGCGUGAUGGGAUAAAACGGAUGCAGACCCACAUCCAGCUGGGGACUGAGAGGAGGCCUAAGUGCGUUGAGAUGGUUAAGGACACUUUCUCAAAGGACACAACAGCUUCUGUGACUGAGGUGGUGACUGACAGGUUCAUGUGUACCGGAGGAUCAAAAGGGCACAAAGAUGCAAUGUCCUGUAAAGGUGAUUCUGGGGGUGCUUUGUUCCUUCGUAAAAGAAUGCGUUAUUUUCAGGUUGGAGUUCUCAGUUGGGGCACUAUGAACGUUUGCGAGUCCGCUAAGUUCUCCAGCGAAAACCCCCCUCCUAACGCCCGGGACUUCUACAUCAGCCUCUUCUCCCUGAUGCCCUGGCUCAAGGAACACCUCAGCCAGGACCUGGCCUUCCUGCCCACUGAGAACUGACCCAGCAGCAGCUGGGCAUAAGGCAAGGGCUGUGCUGAAGCAAAGCAACCACAAAAGGAGUGUAGCAUUAAGGUGCCAUUAUGUAAUGUAAAGUGGGCUAUUUACAACACAGCCUAAUCUGUAAAAAUGUGAAUUUUCUGCACCAAUCUAUGGCAAAGAGUUGCAGUACUGAUAAUGAAUAUUUUGUUAAUGUUUCAUUCACAGAAGAUUAGUAGUCAUUUAAACAUUUUUACCGUUAAAAGCUUUUUUGAAUCUACUGGCAAUAAAUUCAUAAUGCAUUACA